GUAGAGCCUGUUUAGAAAAUAAAGAUGGCAGCGCCCUUGGGAUCAAUUUCGGUGCGACUAAGCACUGCAAGCUUCACAUUUAAACGACGUAAAAACAGACCAGCAAUUACUAAGUCAGCUGAGGGUACAACAAGUGAUCUAUUGUCAACGGAAAAAUGCAUCGAAAAUAGCAAAACAAGUCAAGAAAUAACGUGUGUUCCAGUUAUAGUUGAAUUCCGACGUCUCCUCGAGAGUGUCAAGUACAAAAGCAUUGACGUCGUGCCCGGGAUUUCAAAUGUUGAGCUACUCCAUACUGUAGUUGGUCUCUAUGACACGUGUCUUCCUGAUAUCACCCCUCAAGUUCUCUAUUCAACUGUGACUGGAAAGUGGGCUAAAACACUUGUACUUCUCAGAAGUAAAAAGGAUGUGGCCCUGGAACUACAGCAAAGGCUUCUUCAACAGGAGAGAGAAAUAGAGAAAAAUACUGCACAGAAAGAAACAAUAUCACUGAACAAUAAUGCUGAUGUGAACAAAGACUCUGCCAUCGCUAAUGACACCCCAACUAAGACAAUAAACUCUAAUGCAGAUGUAGAUCCCAGCGUGACUAACGAUUCAGGUGAAACCAAAGAAAGUCCUCUCUUGAGACUACUAGAAAUCGGUGGUGACGGAGAGGCAACUAAUGUAAUACAGAACAGUAAAGCCAGUAAUAGUCAACCUGGUGGGGAAAAAGAUUAUGCUAAUGAUACGGUUGCUAAGGAGGAGGUGGAUUGUGUGACUAAGGAGGAUGGAGAGUUGGUUGCUAAGGAGGAUUUAGAAGAUGUCUUGGAGGAGGAAGAGCAGAGGAAGGUAUUCGCUGAUGUGUUCAGUGACUCUGACAGUGAGGAGGAAGAAAGUGAAGAAGAAGAGGAAGAAAGGGACUUUUCAAAAGGCAUCCAUGAAUUCCUGAGAGCAGUGAAACAGAGGAAAGAGAGGAGAGAAGAGUUGAGUUUAAACCCGACCCUGGAGGAAAUAGAAUCAACGGUCGGGAUCGAGUCAAGGAUUGUGGCUUGUGCAACUUGGGAAAAGUCCCACAUCCGUCCAGGUGAGAAGAUUGUCCAGAUAGACUUGAUGGGCGUGAGAAAGAGAUGCAGAAGAUGUGGUAUCGGGAGAUAUUUGUUAAGGCAAAUGAAAGAUGUAAGCAUUGUUGGACCUUAUGAUUCUCUGGUGGUGUAUGCUGACCAUUCUGCAGUGGAUUUCUUUGCGCUUCAUGGCUUCAGUGAUGACAUUGUCUUGAAUAGUAAAUACUCUGACCUAGCCGAUAAUUGGACCAACUGCACCCUCAUGUGCUACAUACCUCCUUUUGUUGGACAAACAAUUUUGAAGGAAACAGACAUGACCCUUGACCUGAAAGAGAUUGAGAUGGAGCUUCAGAAAUGGACAGAGAAAAGCCGAGAUGCGUACCAAGGUCAGGUCUCAUGCAUUAUGAGGUUACGACAUGAGGUCAUCGCACUUCGUGCUCUGGUGAGUUCACAGAAAGAUCUGAUCAGCUCAUUGACAGAGGAGCUUGAAAGUACUCAGACAGAUAAGCUCAUGAUCGAGAAAAGUUUUCUGGAGCAUAGAAUAGCAGCCAUCAAAGCAGGGUAUUAUGAGAGGCACUAUGGUGAUGGUCCAUCAGCAAACGGGACUGCAAAGGAGUCCCAGACAGAGAAUCAUUACACCGUUGGUACCGAUGGGGACGAUGAGGCAGAAGAUGAAAGCGAUGAUGAUGGGGAUGAUGAGGAGGAGGAGGAUCAUGAUGGGGAUGUAGAUGAAGAGGAGGAGGAGAUAGAUACAGAGACUUUAAUCAAAGCUCUAGAGGCUGAAGCAAGAAACUUGAAAGGUCGAAGACAGAGUUUUGAUAUUGGAGGCCUGGUUGAACAACGGGAGAUCGCUGAGCGUUUUGAAUCAGAGAUGAUUGACAAUCCUCGACCCGGAGCAAGAUGUCAUGUGACCAAGGUUUCCAUGGUAAGUAAUCAUGUGACCAGACAUCUGAUACACCAUUGGAUACGAUCUACAUGGAGCAAUCAUUUUACAUACUGUGCCAUUUUGUAGCAGAUUGAACAGUAACCAUGUAAAAUUGCUCUUUCCAAUAUGCAGCUGACCCUAACCAUUGUUGGAAGAAGCUGUAUUUUCUGAAUAUUAAUUGCUAUGGUGGGUUAAUUGGAACCAAAAUAGUUACAUUAGAAAUAAACAAAACUCAUCUGGCGUGUGUUUCAUAUAGCUGAUCGUAAGUACCAGAUUCUUGUGAGCAACUCUUUAUGAAACGCCAACUUGAUCACGUGAGGAAGCCAAGGAUGUUUCAUGUACUUUUUGUGGUUAAUCUGGUUUUACACCUGCUUGAAUCAUUAAGAGAGUUAAUAAGACUCUAGAGAAAAUCAUCAAUAGAAACAUUUAGGGGGGAGAUACUAUAUAUUGUUGUCUGAUUUGAUAAAAGUGAAUCACGUGCUAAAUUGUAGAUUUACAACAAUUCAUAAAGUCAAACACAACUAGGUUUUCAACCAAUCACAAUCAUGCAUUUAGGAACUUUGUUUGAUUUUCUCAGUUGCACUUAAAUGCGGUUCUUUCUGCUAAAGGCCCCAUAGGUAAUAGAGGAAUGGCUGAAAUAGUUCAGUUGUGAGAGAAUAAGACUAAAACGAUUGAUAAUGAUAUUUAGUGCUGACUGCAUCCGAAGAAUAUCUGUUACCCUGGCCAGUGGAUCCUGGCCUGUCUGCACAAAAUGUUCAUGCACUUUCUCCACUCCCUGAUUAGCAUUCCACCAGGAGUUUCCAAACCUCACAUCUUACCCAUGGAUGUAACAUUUUUCUGAACAGUGGAUUGAUACCUUGCCAAAGGUCACUGGGUCACUGCGGGAUCCAAGCAUACGUCCAUCACACUUAAAUACAUAGUUGUGUUUCGUAUAUAAAGCAUCACUGCACUGGAUAAAUUAUGCUUAGAGGACAUGAUAUUGUGUGAUUUUGCACUUCAGUGCGCAUUUUGCACUUAAGGACAUUCCCUAGUUAUAUUUGUGCGCAUCCAUAUCUGAGCACAUUUUACGCCAUGCACGCUGACUUCACAAUAAGGAACAUGUGAAUAAUCAGCUACAGUUAUCAGCUGAUGUUUCGAGUCAUCGGCACUCUUAAAGCAAAUCUUGAUGUGUAAUUUUACAAAUAUAUUAGCUAAAAAUAAUCUAUGAACCUAAUUUUCAAAUACUUCUCCCUCUUCAGAAUACUUUACACUGCAGUGCUGCCAAAUAUGACGAAUAUGGCCUCAAGUUUGAUUAAAUGGGAUAGUGAUGUAGAAUGUAGAUACUGAGACAAGGCUUUUGACACGUUUUUUGUCGUUUUGAAAGCGCACUUGCUCCAACAAAAGUGUUGAUAGUUUGAAAACAAGCAAAUAAACCCACAAUUCUAAAGAGUAAGGUCUUUAGCAUACCUUACUCUACAACCAUGCAAAAUUUGGUGAAAAUGACAUUGGUUUUGAAUUAAGUGCAGCAUUUAUUAUACUUCUUGAAUUUGUUCUAUAAAUUUCACAAUUUUUCAGAUAUGUUUUUGUCAUCUUUCACAAUGUAUUUUCAAAAUUGAAGGUGCUGCUACUCUUUAAAGAGCAAAUGAAUAGCAAUAUAAGUGGAUUCUUUAUCUUAAGUAUAGAAUUCUGAACUAUAAUGUCAAAUUUUGUGAAAUUUAGAUGGAAUUUGACUCAGUAAUAGAGGUAUAAACUCAAUGUUGUGAUCCCGUGGGGUCUGAAAAUGCAAAAUUAUUUUCAUUGUGUAUUUCUUGAGACCUUUCAAAUGGCUGAACUUCAAAGUUAGAUAGCAAAAAAUCAAGCACAUAAACCCGAUGUUAAAUUUUGCAUAUUUGGAAUAUUAAGGUGCUAAAGUAACUCUGUACAAAUUUUGGUUGAAAUGACAUGGAUUUCAUUUUAACUAUCGAACGUCCUAAUAAGCAUGACUUUAUAGUCACACUUUAUUCUUUGUGAAACACAUCCCUAAUUACAAGAUAAGAGUCAGAAUCAAUAUACCACAACACUACCACAUGGUCCCUUAUUACAAUGUAAGGCCAAAUGUUGAGACCAAUGUUUAAAAAAAAAAUUAUAUCAACCACAAAGAAAAUUGUACAAUUUUUCCUUUUUUUUACUUAAAUAUUUUUUUGUGCAGAAAAUCUUACAGCAUGAAUAAAUCUGUUUUCCUUAUUU
Molecule: messenger RNA, 4167 nt
Organism: Lytechinus pictus (painted urchin)
Lineage: Eukaryota; Metazoa; Echinodermata; Echinoidea; Temnopleuroida; Toxopneustidae
Exons: 11
Coding region: 25-2049 (674 amino acids)
Molecular function (GO): acyltransferase activity, transferring groups other than amino-acyl groups
Source: RefSeq, a predicted model, not a curated record